GAAUCGUGUACAGAAGUAACAAACCAGCUUCCUUACUCUUGUUUAGAUAGCACAUUAGGUUAAGAAAGUAUUAAUAUUCCAAGGACUUAUAAUAAAAGAGGGUAAAGAUAUAAAACAUUGCUGGCCGCCAUGAGCAGCAAAGAAGAUUUCGAUCCAAAAGACCACCAGCACCUCCGGUACAACCCUCUGAGGGAUAGCUGGGUUCUAGUGUCAGCUCACCGUAUGAAGAGACCCUGGGCAGGUCAGAUCGAAAAACCUCCUGAGGAACACAUACCCAGAUUUGACCCUCACAACCCACUUUGUCCUGGGAACACACGUGCUAAUGGAGAGGUAAAUCCAGACUAUGACAGCACUUUUGUUUUUCAAAAUGACUUCCCUGCUCUUCAGCCCAAUGCUCCAGAUCCUGAUCCAGAUCAACACCCAUUGUUCCAGUCUAAAGCUGCUAGAGGCAUCUGUAAGGUCAUGUGCUUCCAUCCAUGGUCUGAUGUCACCCUCCCUCUAAUGAAGAAAGAAGAGGUUGUCAAGGUGAUCGACAAGUGGGCGGAGCUUGUUGAAGAACUAGGCGCCACUUACCCCUGGGUCCAGAUCUUUGAGAAUAAAGGAGCGAUGAUGGGAUGUUCGAAUCCACAUCCCCAUUGUCAAGUUUGGGCGAGCAACUUCCUGCCUAAUGAGCCGGCUCUGUCUGACCGCAGUCAGAGAUCGUACUAUCAGAAACAUGGAGAACCACUGUUGCUGCAGUACGCCAAACAAGAGGCUGAGAAAAAGGAGCGUGUGGUGGUGGAGAGUUCUUAUUGGUUGGCGGUGGUACCGUACUGGGCAACUUGGCCGUACCAGACUCUGCUGUUACCACGACGACAUGUCCUCAGAAUCAGUGACCUGGCCAAAGAGGAGAGAGAGGAUUUGGCUGACAUUAUGAAGCGACUACUGACCAAAUAUGACAAUCUGUUUGAAGUCUCCUUUCCCUACUCCAUGGGCUGGCAUGGAGCCCCAACUGGCCCCCAUUUAAACCAAGACAACUCCCAUUGGCAACUGCACGCUCAUUACUACCCGCCUCUGCUGCGCUCAGCUACAGUUAAGAAGUUUAUGGUGGGUUAUGAGAUGCUCGCCCAGGAGCAGCGAGAUCUCACCCCUGAACAGGCUGCAGAAAAGUUAAGGAACCUACCACAAGAGCACUACAAAAACAGAGAAAACAAGGAAAAAUGAGGAGAAAAAGAAAGAAAUGGUACAAAGAAAAAAUUUAAAUCAACCUGUGUGAUCACUGGAGAAAGGAAAGAACAUGAGCAGUUGCAUUUAAGCUAUAAGUACUUUGGUAUUUGAAAAUACUGAGAAAAUAAAAUAAGUUUCAUAUUAA
Molecule: messenger RNA, 1351 nt
Organism: Sphaeramia orbicularis (orbiculate cardinalfish)
Lineage: Eukaryota; Metazoa; Chordata; Actinopteri; Kurtiformes; Apogonidae
Gene: galt
Product: galactose-1-phosphate uridylyltransferase
Exons: 11
Coding region: 130-1203 (357 amino acids)
Biological process (GO): beta-D-galactose catabolic process via UDP-galactose, Leloir pathway
Cellular component (GO): cytoplasm
Molecular function (GO): zinc ion binding; UDP-glucose:hexose-1-phosphate uridylyltransferase activity
Source: RefSeq, a predicted model, not a curated record